AUGGCGCAAACAGGAGCUGGCGGGUCGUAUAACAACCCGUUGAAGAAGUUCAAACUGGUUUUCCUGGGCGAACAAAGUGUCGGCAAGACGUCGCUCAUCACACGCUUCAUGUAUGACUCGUUCGACAACAUGUACCAGGCCACCAUUGGCAUCGAUUUCCUCUCAAAGGCAAGCACCAUGUAUCUGGAAGACCGGACGGUGCGGUUACAGCUUUGGGACACAGCCGGCCAGGAAAGAUUCAGGAGCUUGAUCCCUUCCUACAUCCGAGAUUCGAGCGUUGCAGUAGUCGUCUACGAUAUAUCAAAUGUAAAGAGUUUCGAGAACACGCGGAAAUGGAUCGACGAUGUGCGAGCAGAGCGAGGUAACGAUGUAAUCAUCGUCUUGGUCGGCAACAAGACAGAUUUGAAUGACAAGCGCGAGGUGACAACACAACAGGGCGAAGAGGAAGCCAAGAAGAACGAUCUCAUGUUCGUCGAGACCAGCGCCAAACUCGGACACAACGUCAAGACACUGUUCAAGAGGAUAGCGCAAGCCCUGCCCGGAAUGGAGGGGGCCGACGAUGCGGAGCAGGCGCCCGACCAGAUGAUCGAUGUCAAGACCAACCUCAACCCACCGCAACAGGAGGGCUGCGCGUGCUAG
Molecule: messenger RNA, 639 nt
Organism: Lasiosphaeria miniovina
Lineage: Eukaryota; Fungi; Ascomycota; Sordariomycetes; Sordariales; Lasiosphaeriaceae
Product: ras family-domain-containing protein
Exons: 5
Coding region: 1-639 (212 amino acids)
Biological process (GO): vesicle-mediated transport
Molecular function (GO): GTPase activity; GTP binding
Source: RefSeq, a predicted model, not a curated record